CUUUUAUUUACUUUGGCUAUGCCCAGAACAAAAAAAACCUCAAAAAAGACAAUAGUAUAGGGUUUUACAGAGGUACACUCACAAUCCUGAAUAGAGAAAGAGAGAAUGUGGAGAUCAACGUUAGUAGCAAGGAGAUCAUUUCUCAGUAAACUUGUAUCAAAUCAAAGCUUUCAUGGCCUCCAAAACAACAUAUCCAAGAAUCAAACUUUAGCUCCAGUGACAGUGAGUUCAUUUGAAUCUUCAUUUCGUUAUUAUUCUCAUUGGUUAUCUUCCAAAUCUUGUUUACAUGAAACAACAAGACUUUUCUCAUCAACCCCAUCUUCAGAUUCUGAAUCUUUAGGUUCUGUACCCAUUGAAAAUGAUAAUAAAGAUACUGUUUUUAUAGACAAUCUUGAAGUUGUUUCAUCUGAAUCCCAUGAAGGGUCCUCUAGUUUUGGAGAUAAUAAGGUUGUAAUGGAAAAUGAUAAUAAAGACACUGUUUUUGGAGACAAUCUUGAAGUUGUUUCAUCUGUAUCCGAUGAAGGUUCCUCUGAUUUUGGAGAUAAUAAUGUUGUAAUGGAAGAUGGUGAAGAAGUGGAGGAAGUAAAAGAAUUAGAUUUGGAGAAAUUGGAGAGUGUGUUGUCUCUAUUGCAGAGUAGUGGUAGUAUUAAUGGAUCUAUUGAGUCUAGUCUUGAGGAAAUUGGGUUGUCUUUGAAUGAGGAGUUGGUUGUUAAAGUGCUCGAGACGCCAUAUAUACCUGGGGAGAAUUUGAUUUCUUUUUUCAAGUGGGCGUUGAAGAAACCCGAGUUUAAUGUGACGUAUAGGGCGAUUGAGUUGUUGGUUACUGCAGUUUGUAUUGAAGGUAGGAAUGUUUAUGCUUUAUGGGAUUUGGUUAAGGAGAUUGGAGAAAAGGAGAAAGGGAUAGUGACUGCUGAGAUUCUUAAUGAAUUGAUUGCUUUACUGUCGAGGUUAGGUAAAGGAAAGGCUGCGUUCGAGAUCUUCAAUAAGUUUGGGGAGUUAGGAUGUGCUCCGAAUGCUGAUACAUACUAUUUUACAAUUGAAGCUCUUUCUAAGCGUUCGAUUUAUGAUUGGACUUCUACUGUUUGUGAGAAGAUGCUAAAUGCUGAUAUGUUGCCUAAAGGUGGCGAGAAAGUCGGAAAAAUUGUUUCUUUUCUGUGUAAAGGAAAUAAGUCUAGAGAUGCGCACUUGGUUUACUUGUCGGCAAAGGAGAAAAAUAUUAGUCUGCCUGUAUCUUCUAUUAAGUUCUUGAUCAGCUCUCUUUGUCGCAAAGAUGAAAGCGUUAAACUUGCACUAGAGAUGUUAGAUGAGUUUCCUGAAAAAGAGCGGAAGCAUGCCAUUAAGUCGUUCUCGUAUGUCAUUAACGGGUUGUGUAGGGCAAAAGAUGUAGACAUUGAUGAGGCCAAAAACCUGCUCUUAAAAAUGAUCGAUGCAGGACCGCCUCCCGGCAAUGCAGUAUUCAAUACGGUUAUUAAUGCACUCUCCAAGAAGGGAGAAAUGGGAGAAGCUAGGAAACUGUUGAAGGUGAUGGAGGGUAGAGGUUUGAAACCUGAUGUGUACACUUACAGUGUAAUUAUGAGCGGUUAUACAAAAGGGGGUGAGAUGGAGGAGGCUCGUAAGAUUUUGAAUGAAGCCAAAAAGAAGCACUCCAAGCUGAGUCCCGUCACUUAUCACACAAUUAUUCGGGGUUAUUGCAAGCUUGAAAAGUAUGACAAGGCUCUGGAACUAUUGGGAGAGAUGAAGGAAUAUGGUGUUCAGCCUAAUGCGGAUGAAUAUAACAAGAUUAUUCAAUCUCUCUGCCUUAAGGCUUUAGAUUGGACAACAGCAGAGAAGCUGCUUGAGGAGAUGAAGGAGAAUGGGCUGCAUCUAAAUGCAAUCACAAAGGGUCUUGUUAGAGCAGUUAAGGAGUUAGAGCAGGAAGAAGUAGGAACAAAUGAAAUAAUGACUACAGCAUAAUAGUUAGUAAGCAGGUGAUUCGUGUCCCAAGAUAAAUUGCUGAACAGAGAAGAAUGGGAUGUUAGUCAUAGCUGAAGAAGGGAUUACUGUAUGGCCACUGGUUCAUAAUUUCACAUCAAUUGCUUUGGUGAGAGGAGAACGCUGUCUCAUCACCUUAAAGUAUCCAAGCUUCUUUUUUGGCAAGUAACUUGUUGACUCAAUUUUGACUUGCAGUCUUAUAAGAUGUGAGACGUUGAAAAUCUACAUUGCCUUUCGUUUGAUUGUAGUUAAAUUUGUAAUGCUGGUUUCUACUGCCGCUGCUCUAACUUCAUUUUCUAUCUACACUAUUAAAAGAUAACCAGAGUCUCAUGUGA
Molecule: messenger RNA, 2306 nt
Organism: Lycium barbarum (goji berry)
Lineage: Eukaryota; Viridiplantae; Streptophyta; Magnoliopsida; Solanales; Solanaceae
Product: small ribosomal subunit protein mS80 (rPPR6)
Exons: 2
Coding region: 106-1953 (615 amino acids)
Molecular function (GO): protein binding
Source: RefSeq, a predicted model, not a curated record